Molecule: messenger RNA, 1985 nt
Organism: Nelumbo nucifera (sacred lotus)
Lineage: Eukaryota; Viridiplantae; Streptophyta; Magnoliopsida; Proteales; Nelumbonaceae
Gene: BRIZ2
Product: zinc finger (C3HC4-type RING finger) family protein
Biological process (GO): protein ubiquitination; Ras protein signal transduction
Cellular component (GO): cytoplasm
Molecular function (GO): ubiquitin protein ligase activity; zinc ion binding
Source: RefSeq, a predicted model, not a curated record
GGAACACAUAAAUACUUCAACGAAGUCGGAUCCUCGGGAGAUGUUUUCAAUACACGGCGGAGAUGUGCUGUGGGACGUUGUGAGGGGCAGUCUAGUGGGGCUGAUUUGAACUCCUGUCUGUUCCUCGACCAUGUCAGCCACCUCUACCAGCGGCAGUGCCGCCGUCGGCUCCACUCCUGAAGAUGUAUUCCGUCCAUCAACAACAAUCGAUCCCGGAGACAUGAGUGAGCCUUCUGGCUCCGGUGUCACUCAGUCGUUAGCUUUUUCGUCUGGAAACCCUAGAAUCGAAGAAACCAGGGGAAUUAUGAUUCUUUAUCGUGAUGAUAUUUCUGAAUCCACUUCUGAACUUCCUGUUGAGAGGAAACCACUAGUUUGCGUGCUAGCGGUGCCAAAUCACAUGACGUAUGCGGACUUCUGUCAGUUCUGCGGAUCGUUCAUUCAGCAUAUAUUGGAGAUGCGAAUUGUCAGGAAUGAUGGAAUGGAUGAUCGCUACAGUAUUCUGAUAAGGUUCGAUGAUCAGAGUUCCACCGACAAUUUCUACAAGCAUUUCAGUGGGAGGCGUUUUUCGUCUUUGGAGACGGAUGUUUGUCGUGUCCUUUUUACAGUGGAUGUACAGUACACUGGGUUGAUUGAACAUGCACAGAACUCCUCUGCAAGUUCAACAGAGCAGCCAUAUUGUCCAGUCUGCCUAGAGAGAUUAGAUCAAGACAUGAGUGGAAUUCUCACAACCAUCUGCAAUCAUUCUUUCCAUUGUUCUUGUAUUUCAAAAUGGACAGACUCUUCUUGUCCGGUCUGCCGAUAUUGCCAGCAACAGCCUGAGAAGUCAACAUGUUCCAUUUGUGGAACUUCUGAUAACCUCUGGAUUUGUGUUAUUUGUGGCUUUGUUGGGUGUGGAAGGUAUAAAGAAGGUCAUGCUAUUCGACAUUGGAAAGAUACACAACACUGCUAUUCCCUUGAAUUGGAAACCCAACGUGUUUGGGAUUAUGUUGGAGACAAUUACGUUCACCGUCUGAUUCAAUCGAAAACUGAUGGAAAAUUGGUGGAGUUAAAUAUUCCUUGUUGUCAUGCUGAUGACAGCUGUGGAGGUUGUGGAUACCGCGAAGAUUCUGAAAUCAGUGAGGCUCUCUACAACAGUAAAGUUGAAGCUAUUGUUAAUGAGUACAAUGAUCUCCUUAUGACACAGCUUGAGAACCAAAGAAUAUAUUUUGAGUCACUACUGCUUGAGGUGAAGGAGGAGACAGAAAAAGAAAUUUCUGAAGCUAUCAAAAAGGCAGAAAAUUUCAGAUUACAAAAGAUGCAAGCCAAAUUGGAUAAAUGUCUUAAAGAGAAGAAGUUUCUUGAUGAUAUCAGUGAGAAUCUUUUAAAAAACCAAGAGAUGUGGAAAGCAAAGAUUCUGGAAAUUGAAGAAAGGGAAAAAAAGGCUCUGUCAUUGAACGCCCAAAAAAUACAGGAGUUGGAGGAACAGCUCAGAGAUCUGAUGUUGCAAAUUGAGGCAGAGAAUACGGUGGAGCAAUUACCAAAUUCAAAGGAAAUCAAAGAUGGCUCAGUCUUGCCAUUUACCAAUAGCAUCAUUAUCAAGAAAUAGUGGCAAAAGUGCUACAAGGAUCAGUAACAGGAGAAGAUGCUAAUGAUGCCAAGGAUGAUCCAUCAUUAUAUGGAAUCUGUCAGGUGAUUGUGGUGUAAUAAUCUUCCCACAGCUUUUUCUUCUUUUUUCAGAGCUUGAUUUUCUAUAUAUAUAUAUAUACUGGAUGAGAGCCAUGAAGCCCAUUUUUUUUAUCAGCAUAGCAAUGAUGAUACAUGUCCACAUUGAUCUGUAUUGAACCAUGGCAUGAGAUAAGAUUAAUGAAAUGAUUCUCAUCCAAUUAGUGUGCUAUUGUCUUUUUGAUCAAAUUAGUGUGCUAUUGUCUGGCUAUUUCAUACGUAGGUUAUUUUUAUUCUGGUUUUAUGUAUUUGGGCGGCAAAGAUUAAAGUUCAUAGUAUUGAUA